This is a messenger RNA of Octodon degus (degu), 2119 nucleotides long. RefSeq names its product ADP ribosylation factor like GTPase 6 (gene Arl6). The transcript has 10 exons. Lineage: Eukaryota; Metazoa; Chordata; Mammalia; Rodentia; Octodontidae. Bases 638 to 1198 code for a protein of 186 amino acids. Gene Ontology annotation, molecular function: GTPase activity; GTP binding. Gene Ontology annotation, cellular component: axoneme; cytoplasm. The record is from RefSeq and is a predicted model, not a curated record. Gene Ontology annotation, biological process: cilium assembly; intracellular protein transport; vesicle-mediated transport.
GAAUCCCUGAUUUCCCAAGAGGCGUGGCUUCUGGACCGGAAGAAGCGUUUGUUGCCUAGGAAACGUGGUGUGUCUAGGCGGCUGCUGCGCUACUGAUGCUGCAGCUGAGGCAGAAACCGCCAGUUGCCUUCACUUGCAGAGGCGGGCCAGCCCUGGGCAAGGAAUUUUUCCAAUGGAGGCGUAGAGAAGAAGGCUGAGGCACCAGAUUUCCAUCCCACAGGCGAGAAAGAGUGCGAGAAUCCAUCCCGGCUCCUCAUCAACUACUGAACUCUCCUACUAGCUUCAAAGUUCAGAUAUGACCCUCUUUCCUCAAAAUUUAUAGCCAGAGGUCACCUCCCCGUCAGUUUACAAUUUCUUUUUAUCUUUACCACGUUUUGAACUCCACGCGACUCGUUUCUAAUGUGUGAAAGGUGGAAAAAGAAGAGUAAACUUGUGUGAUCGAGGUAACAUCCUAUUUCCCUGACAACUUGUAGGAAGCUGAUUCUGAGAGGGCUUGAACAUUUGGCUGGGGUAUAAAUGAGCAACUAAAAAGUUAGCAAGCAUUGGAAAAAUGUGUUAACCAUACCCAGUUUUGGUAAGAAAACAGAAUUGAAAGUUGUAACCACCAUCGCUGCUUUGUAAAUAUUUGAAUCACAUUAUGGGAUUGCUAGACAGACUUUCAGGCCUGCUUGGCCUAAAGAAGAAGGAAGUUCAUGUUUUGUGCCUUGGGCUGGAUAACAGUGGCAAAACAACGAUCAUUAACAAGCUGAAACCCUCCAACGCUCAGUCCCAAGAUAUAGUUCCAACUAUAGGAUUCAGCAUAGAAAAGUUCAAGUCAUCCAGUUUGUCUUUUACAGUAUUUGACAUGUCAGGUCAAGGAAGAUACAGAAAUCUCUGGGAGCAUUAUUAUAAAGAAGGACAAGCCAUUAUUUUUGUCAUUGAUAGUAGUGAUAAGUUAAGAAUGGUUGUGGCUAAAGAAGAACUUGAUACUCUUCUAAAUCAUCCAGAUAUUAAACAUCGCCGGAUUCCAAUCUUAUUCUUUGCAAACAAAAUGGACCUUAGAGAUGCAGUGACAUCUGUAAAAGUAUCUCAGCUGCUGUGCUUAGAGAAUAUCAAAGAUAAACCAUGGCAUAUUUGUGCUAGCAAUGCCAUAAAAGGAGAAGGAUUACAAGAAGGUGUAGACUGGCUUCAAGAUCAGAUCCAAGGUGCGAAGACAUGAAAAGAUAGCAUCUGGGAAUAUCAGCAGUUUUGAAUUGAAUGAAUAUAUCAAAGGCAAACUGAAUAGAUGUGUAUGUACCCACGAAUAUGACACUCUGCUUGCAUUUAUGGAUUCAAGUGAGCUUUUUAAAAACAGGCAUCAGCCAUAGUAAUCUGGUUAUUAAUUAUAUGAAAACUAAAUCUUCCCUCAGGACACCAUAAAUAUAACAAUUUCUUGGUAAAAGUUUAUAUUUGAUUGUAAUUAGACUGUUUAAAAAGUGUUACAAGCCAUUUCAAUUUUCCAUCAUGAUUUGUACCAUAUUUAAUGUAAUUUUAUUUUUUAAUUGUUUUAAAAUUUUAGUUUAUGGUACUACUUUUUGGUAUGAAUUAUACUUGUGAAAAAAUAUGUGAGCAUAGGUGACGUAUGUAUUUUAAUAUGUAUUAAAAUUUUACUGUGUCAUUAUCAAUAAAACAAAAAAAUACAAUGUACUGAUUAGUGUGCUUUAUUUAUACUAAAAAGAAUAAUGCUAUUAAUGGUAUUUGGUGUUUUACUAUCUAGCGUGUAUGCAUGGCCUAAAAUUAAAGUAAACUGAAUUUAUUCACUGCAUAUUGAACACUCCCAUACCCACUAUUCAGGCAUAGUCAUAGGCACUAGUUAUGCAAGGUAAGAUAUUCCUGAACUUCAGAGCUUAAAAUACACUGAGGGAGAAUUUGAGAACCUUUUCAUACAUGGUACAUAAUUUUAUUUCAUUGAUAAAUCAGACCUGCAUGUGCAAACAUCAUAUUGUCUCACUAGUAUAAGAACCUGAAAGAGAAUUAAAUCUGAAGGGUACAGUAGAUACUGGGAAGAGACCGAACCUGUCUGAAAGGAAGGAAUUGCUGAGAUGAGGACAGGAGAGGGAGUAGGGAAAGAGAUAUAUCUAUGUAUGUAAGCAGGAUGGUU